AUGGUCAUCGGUCUCUUAGUCCUCACAGCCAUCCCGACCACGACGGGCGUGGCAUUCGGAGUCAGCGAACAGCGCAAAGCAAACCAGCGCAGGGAAGAUGCGCGGCGCAUGGCCAAAUUCAACAUCGACGUGGAAUGCGACGGAGACACGGACGACGAUCGCGACGUCAACGGACGAAGAUUAGUAGUCCGAAAUGACAAGGUCUACCUCGACCAUCCAAACCCCAUAGAUCGUUCCAUCCCAGCCUUCACAGCCCUCGCAUUCUACAUCGAAUACCCCGAACUCGAAGAAACCAAACACCUGGACCGCGGCCUCGGUCUACCAACCUACGUAUCCGCGAACCCACCUUUACUAAACUGGAUCUACGCGGACGUCAACACGCACGAGAUGAAAUACGGGAAUCGGUCGCAGAGCGUGGCGCAUAUUGUCGGACCGUGGGAUUGGACGGAGGAUGAGAGGGUGAUUACCCUUGAGGAGAGUAGUGGGUUUGUGGCGGUUGAAGAGGAGGAGGGAGAGUGGGCGCUUUAUUUCGAUGGCGAUGGGGAUGAGUGUGAAGCUAUUUUGGAGGAACAGGGGAAAUUGGAUAAGGCGUUUGUGCCGGUCAAGUUGGUGAGGAGGCCUGCUGAGGAAGAGCCACCGGGGCCUCAGCAGAAUCAAGGACAGAGUUCCAGUCAAGGGCAGAGUUCCAGUCAAGGGCAGAGUUCCAGUCAAGGGCAGAGUUCCAGUCAAGGGCAGAGUUCCAGUCAAGGACAGAGUUCUAAUGAAGAACCAAAAACGACAGAGGGAAAGUGA
Molecule: messenger RNA, 792 nt
Organism: Penicillium cataractarum
Lineage: Eukaryota; Fungi; Ascomycota; Eurotiomycetes; Eurotiales; Aspergillaceae
Exons: 2
Coding region: 1-792 (263 amino acids)
Source: RefSeq, a predicted model, not a curated record